GCGGCCGGGAGCGAGGCGUAGGGUGUGAGAGGGAGCCCCGCGGCCCUUCCCGGGUCCCUAGGCGGCUGGCUGCGGUCGGGCGACAGUGAGGGCGGCGGGAUCGAGAGCCGGCCCAAGUGGCUGCUGGUGAGAGUCUAGGCCUCCUUCGCCUGCCUUGGAGGGUGCUGGUGUGUCUCAGGCGCUAAGGACCUGAGGUGCCCAGCUCACACUGUGUCUGGCUAGGACCCGUCCCUGCUCUUCAUCAUCACUGUCCUUGGAGUCACAGUGGCCCUGAGAAACAUGAACUCAGGGAAGAGACCUAUCACCUUACAGGACUCUGAAACCAAGUACCCGCUACCUUUGAUUGAGAAAGAGCAAAUCAGCCACAACACCCGGAGGUUCCGCUUUGGACUGCCCUCACCAGACCAUGUCUUGGGGCUUCCUGUAGGUAACUAUGUCCAUCUCUUGGCCAGAAUUGAUGGUGUUCUGGUGGUCAGGGCUUACACGCCUGUGUCCAGUGAUGAUGACCAAGGCUUUGUGGAUCUGAUUAUUAAGAUCUACUUCAAAAAUGUACAUCCCAAUUAUCCAGAAGGGGGGAAGAUGACCCAGUACUUGGAGAACAUGAAAAUUGGGGACACCAUCCUUUUUCGAGGGCCCACAGGUCACCUGUUCUACCAUGAGCCAGGGCAGCUUUCAAUCAAACCAUCCAAAACCAGUGAGCCUGAGGAAACAGUAGUUGGUCACCUGGGAAUGAUUGCUGGGGGCACAGGGAUUACGCCCAUGCUGCAGCUCAUUCGCCACAUCAUCAAGAACCCCAACGACAGGACCAGGAUGUCCCUCAUCUUUGCCAACCAGGCAGAGGAGGAUAUCUUGGUGAGAAAGGAGCUUGAAGAAGUUGCCAGAACUCACCCGGAACAGUUCAGCCUGUGGUACACCCUGGACAGGCCUCCUGUUGGCUGGAAGUACAGUUCAGGCUACAUCACCGCUAACAUGAUCAAGGAGCACCUCCCUCCUCCCGGGCAGUCCACCUUCAUCCUGGUGUGUGGACCCCCGCCCCUGAUCCAGACGGCUGCUCACCCGAACCUGGAGAAACUGGGUUAUACCAAGGACAUGAUUUUCACUUACUAAUAGCGCCCUUGCUCUUAGCACCUCUGCCUGGUCCCUUUCCUGUGUUUCAGAGUGAGCUCCACAUCAGCACAUUAAAGUGGUGCAUGUUCACAAGUG
Molecule: messenger RNA, 1203 nt
Organism: Hyaena hyaena (striped hyena)
Lineage: Eukaryota; Metazoa; Chordata; Mammalia; Carnivora; Hyaenidae
Product: NADH-cytochrome b5 reductase 2
Exons: 9
Coding region: 280-1107 (275 amino acids)
Cellular component (GO): mitochondrion
Molecular function (GO): oxidoreductase activity; FAD binding
Source: RefSeq, a predicted model, not a curated record